CGAAGCUGAGGAGCUCAGUCAACCUGCAGCACGGCAAGUAGACGGGUCGACCGACUGCAACAGACACUAAACUAGUGACGGAGAAAUUCAGUCACUUAACUCUUCAGACUUUAUCGUAAUUUUGUAUCUUAUAUUAUGGCAAUGUACGAAUUUGAUUUGUCUCAAGCUCUGGACAGUUCCUUCGGAUCUGAUGACAGAGUAUUUAAACCCUACAGCUUCGACAAGAAGAGUGUUCAAGAUGAGACCAUCAAACUUGAGGAAGGACUGGAAUUGGUGGUUUCCCACAACCCAAGAACCAUGCAGGGUGUCGCUACCCUGCUGCUUGCGGUGAACAGGAUGAAAAACUCACAGACUCUGAACGGCCAGGAGCUCAGUAACAGUGAAAUCUGCAGAGCGAUCAUGGACAGCGUGGUAGACGAAACAAUCGUCAAGGGGGUCAAGAUCUCCGCCACGGGAGAGAGGAGAUUUGUCUUUGAACGCAUCAACAGUCUUGAGUGCACUCUGACCGACAACUCGCAGAAAGACAUCAUCUGCACAUCCGAAGACCUAAAACUGCAGGCCGUCACUCUGAAAGGAGGAAACUGCAGUCAUAAAGUGAAUUUCAAACUGGUGCAGUACAUCUCUCCGAAUGACGGUCAGACUGUCGUUUUGUCAAUUAGAAACCACAACUUCUACAUUUCCUGCUCGAUGACAGGCGACAAGGCUGAGCUGAAUCUGGAGAAAUGCAGCGAGGAGGACUUGAGGUCUGAUCCAGACAUGAAGCGUUUCCUCUUCUUCAACAGAGAAGGACCAGAAAUCUGUCUGCACACAUUCGAGUCUGUGAAGUACCGCGGUUGGUUCAUCAGCACCGCCUACGAGAAGGAAAACGAGCCUCUGGAGAUGUGUCGAGUGGACUCUGCCUACCGUCUCACCAAGUUCAAAAUCAACUAGAAAUAUUGUUUUUAUUAGCUGAAGGAGAGGUGUACAAUUUGAAUGUACCCAGAGUUAUGCUUUAUUGUACCUGACCACGAGAAAGGGCCAUCACCUGCAGUAAUACUGUGAAAUCUGUGACCUAUAGAUAACUAAUAAUUCAUUGUAAAUCACAAAAAACCUGCUGUGUAAGCUGUAUCUUCUUUGCUGGGAGAGCGUUGUAACAGGAUAUUCCUAAAAAUGUAUUCUCAUUUUGUUUUUUAUUAUUAGUGACCGUUAAAUUUAGUUCAUUAUUAUUCAUCUGUCUCGUUAUUUUAAAUAUGUUAGUUUCAUUUUUAAGUGAUACUCUGUUUUAUUCUACGAAAAUGAUGCUGAAAAGUUAUUUGCUGACUAUGCCUGGUUAUAUGAAGAAAAACUGUGUUUCCUAUACUUCUUUGUUGUUUCUGUUUCAUUAAACCUUUUUUUAAAAAGUCAUUAAAGCUUUUUAAAACACA
Messenger RNA from Lates calcarifer (barramundi perch), 1403 nucleotides. RefSeq names its product interleukin 1, beta (gene il1b). The transcript has 6 exons. Bases 136 to 930 code for a protein of 264 amino acids. The record is from RefSeq and is a predicted model, not a curated record. NCBI's taxonomy places the organism in Eukaryota, Metazoa, Chordata, Actinopteri, Centropomidae. Gene Ontology annotation, biological process: regulation of non-canonical NF-kappaB signal transduction; cytokine-mediated signaling pathway; cellular response to lipopolysaccharide. Gene Ontology annotation, molecular function: cytokine activity.